Molecule: messenger RNA, 1998 nt
Organism: Botrytis fragariae
Lineage: Eukaryota; Fungi; Ascomycota; Leotiomycetes; Helotiales; Sclerotiniaceae
Product: putative glycoside hydrolase family 31 protein
Exons: 2
Coding region: 1-1998 (665 amino acids)
Biological process (GO): carbohydrate metabolic process
Molecular function (GO): carbohydrate binding; hydrolase activity, hydrolyzing O-glycosyl compounds
Source: RefSeq, a predicted model, not a curated record
AUGCUCUACUCCGAAGGAAACCGUUUGAUAUAUCGCUACGAUGCCGAAGAACUCUGGAUUGAUUCUUGGGGACCAAACGCAUUCCGAAUCCGUUCCACCAAAGAAUCUCAAUAUCCCAAUCCCUCUGAACUCUGGGCCCUCCAAGAAAUCGACUCUCCAACACCAACAAUUAAAAUCGAAGAAAAAUCAGCCUCAAUCACUAAUGGAUCCAUCCGUGCAACAGUUUCCUCUCGAGGGAAGAUAAUCAUCUACAACGGCGAAGGCAAAAUCCUCUUGGAAGAAUACGCACGUCAUCGUCUCGACGUAACAGACCCCAAAUGUUCCGCCAUAAAUGUCGAAGCCCGGGAAUUCAAGCCCAACCCGGGGGGCAGCUCAACGCAUCAUCUAACCCAACGCUUCGAAUCUCAAGACAAGCACGAAAAGAUAUUCGGCAUGGGCCAAUACCAACAACCCUAUCUCGAUCUCAAGGGUCUGGAUCUCGAGCUCGCGCACCGCAAUUCCCAAGCCAGCGUCCCCUUUGCCAUCUCCUCUCUUGGCUACGGACUCCUCUGGAACAAUCCCGCAAUCGGACGCGCGGUGUUUGGAAAAAAUAUCAUGAGUUUCGAAGCGUACUCUACUUCUUUUCUCGAUUAUUGGGUUGUAGCCGGAGACUCCCCUGCGGAAAUCGUACAUCGCUAUUCAGACGUCACGGGAAAGGUUCCCAUGAUGCCCGAAUACGGACUGGGGUUCUGGCAAUGCAAAUUGCGAUAUCAGACGCAGGAAGAACUCUUGCAAGUAGCGCGCGAAUACAAGAAGAGGGAGUUACCGAUCGAUCUUAUCGUGAUUGAUUUUUUUCACUGGCCGCGUCAGGGCGACUGGAGAUUUGAUGAGAAAUUUUGGCCGGAUCCGGAUGCGAUGAUUGGGGAGUUGAAGGAGAUGGGGAUUGAGCUGAUGGUGUCGAUUUGGCCGACUGUGGAUACGCGGUCGGAGAAUUUCGAAGAGAUGCUCGAGAAAGGCUAUUUGGUAAGGACGGAUCGGGGAAUUAGGAUUGUGAUGGAUUUUGAGGGUGAUACUAUUCAUUUUGAUGCUACGAAUCCGGGGGCGAGGAAAUUUAUCUGGGAACAAGCGAAGAAGAAUUAUUAUGAGAAGGGGAUUAAGGUUUUUUGGUUAGAUGAAGCGGAACCAGAAUACACAGCCUACGACUUCGACAACUAUCGCUACCAUCGAGGCACCAACCUCUCCAUCGGUAACACCUACCCGGUUGAAUACGCCCGCGCUUUCUACGAAGGCAUGUCCGCCUCGGGCCAAACCAACAUUGUGAAUCUUCUCCGCUGCGCAUGGGCCGGGUCCCAAAAAUACGGCGCGCUGGUCUGGAGCGGUGAUAUCGCUUCAUCAUGGUCGUCAUUCCGCAAUCAGCUCACUGCUGGAUUAAAUAUGGGACUUGCGGGAAUCCCAUGGUGGACCACUGAUAUUGGAGGUUUUCAUGGAGGAGAUCCAACGGAUCCGGCUUUUAGGGAAUUGUUUGUGAGGUGGUUUCAAUGGGGGACGUUUUGUCCGGUUAUGAGGUUGCAUGGGGAUCGGGAACCUAAACAGCCGCAGGUGGGAGAGGGAGGUGGAUCGACUUGUUUGAGUGGUGCAGAUAACGAAGUUUGGUCUUAUGGGGAAGAGGUUUAUGGAAUUUGUAAGAAAUACAUGAUGAUGCGAGAAGAGAUGAGGGACUAUACUAGGGAGUUGAUGAAAGAGGCUAGUGAAAAGGGGAGCCCGGUUAUGAGAACUCUGUUUUAUGAGUUUCCGGAGGAUAAGAGAUGCUGGGAAAUCGAGGAACAGUAUAUGUUUGGGCCAAAGUAUUUGGUUUGUCCUGUGUUUGAGGCCGGGGCAAAAAACAUCAAGGUUUAUCUUCCAGCAGGGACAUCUUGGUCGCUGAUUGGUAAGGAGAAAGAUGAAUCUUGGGAAGGAGGGCAUGAGAUUGAAGUCGCUUGUUCCAUUGACACUAUACCUGUAUUCACUAGACAAGAUUAG